Messenger RNA from Paramormyrops kingsleyae, 4467 nucleotides. RefSeq names its product chromatin assembly factor 1, subunit A (p150) (gene chaf1a). Gene Ontology annotation, biological process: nucleosome assembly. Gene Ontology annotation, cellular component: CAF-1 complex; nucleus. The record is from RefSeq and is a predicted model, not a curated record. NCBI's taxonomy places the organism in Eukaryota, Metazoa, Chordata, Actinopteri, Osteoglossiformes, Mormyridae.
GCUACCAUGUAAUGAAACAACGUAAUAUGAACGAGGAUUACAAGAUUCGCAUAGCAGCAAGCAGAAAAUACUGUACUGAUCGUGGUAGAAAAUAACAAAUCAGUAACUUCCUUUUACUUAUUUGGCGAAACGAAUUUACUUUUUACUUCGUUCCAUUCGUCCGUGCUUAGUAAAUUUCGUCGUUACUCUUACGAUUUCAAAGCAGACCCGUUAAGCUGGAAAGGUGCAUAGAGUCCUAUAAAUUAUAUAGAUUCUGUGAGUAACACAAUUUUUAAAAUACUUCAUUUCAAGUAUGAUUUAAUGAGAAAAAAUACUGUGCGGUAACUAGGUAAAACCUGACAUCCCUCUUUUUGAGCUGGUAGGCUUUGGUUGCUCCUUUCCACUUGUCCCAUCUUCCCUGUUUUCUCUCCUCCCCUUAAGAUUUGUUCUUUAUUCUGUCUUCUGCUGAUCAACUGCAUUUUGAAUUAAUUGGGUUUGUCACCUGCCAGAAAACCAUUAGGAGAACUUAGGAAGUAUUACCAACACCAUAGACUCUGAAUUGCCUGAAUUGUUUGUAUAUGGUAAAUUAAAGAGCCUGGAUAUGGAAUUUAAACAAAACCUUUUAAAUAAUUUCUGCGUUCAGAUGUUUGCGCGCUGAUUUGCACAUCCAUCAAUUUGGCCGACCAUUGCAUACUGAUUUUGCUAGAUAAAAAAAAAAGCAUAUCAAACUAAAUGACAAAAUUGAGACCCUGCAGUUCAUAUUGUAAGGAGGGACACGGAAUACACAGAUGAGCCACAUGGAAGCCAUUUUCAUAGUUCUUUUACCUUUAGAUUAUAGUCAUGUUGUCUUUUUUUUGUCAAACAGAACUUGAUACAUAACCCUGCUGAUUUUUCGUUUUGAAACCCUACGUGAUUCAUAGUCUUGAACAUUGUUAUUUUUAUACAGAUUUUUCAGAAAUAUAUAAAUUACUAUAUGUAGCAUAUAUUUUAUAGUUCGAAUUCAUUAAUGAGAGGGUCGGUUGAAACAAGAAACCAAAACACCCUCCUUUUGUAUAAGGGGGGGGGGGGUCGUAAACAGCACGAAACUUUCAGCGGGGUCACAUGGCUCCGGAGCUCCGAAACCAGAAGAAAAAUGUCUGACUUGCUCUUGGACGCGAUGACGUUCUAGCGCGUCCGCCAAUCAGAUGAAGGGUUUGGCGUUGCCGAAAAGCUCCCGCCAAUUCAGACUGACGAGCGCGAGGUGGUUUGCCUGGAUCUGAAGGGAAACACUUAGGAGCAGGCGAAAGAGAUUUGUUUAGUAAAAGUAAUAAUAUUGCUGUCGUUCGGUUACACUUUAUUGUAAAAGAUAUUGUUUCAGAGGAGAAAACAAAUGAAAUAGCACUGCUGGAAUAUUUACAAACAGGUAUUUUUGCGCUAAAGUUGCUCCUAGUAUAAAGGAAGUUUUUGAUGGUAGUGAUGCUAGCAGCGGAAGACCCGUCCUCGGAAGGGCCUUUGCCGACCAUCCCGAGGAGCAGAGGUAUGGAGUGCAAGGACAAGUCCAACACUGCUCUCAAGAAGCUUGUUCAGGCUCGCCUUCCUUUCAAACGUCUAAAUCCAGUCCCUAAGGAAAAUGGAGAACUUAAAAAGUCACGGAGCACUGUUGCCCCCCCUAACCUUAAAACUGAGGCUUCGGAUGGAGAGAAUGAGAUGGAGUGUUCCCCCUUCCCGCUACCUCGUGAAAAACCCCUGGUGAAUGGCCGGGGGCCCCUGGACAUUUUUAUGAGUCGCAGAAACUGCUCGCUGGGCAGCGCUGUAACCAUUGACCUCACUGAGGACUCAAACUCUGUGGAUGGCACAUUGCAGCCAGCUGCAUUGCUCCCUCCUGCAUCUGCACCGUCCACGCAAGAAGAUCAGCCGAAAAAAGACCCUGAGCCUGUUCAGGACUCCAGUACCAAGCCCGGCUUGGAGAGUAUUGCAGACGUAGCGUCUAAUCCACAGUCAGGCUCUGCACAGGAGGAGCACCUACUUGUCUCUGAACCUGAGGAGGAUGGAGAGGCUGAGGUGUCCAGCCAUGGAAAUGAGUCUUUACAGUCCCCAUUAUCCGUCAGCUCAGCGUCAGUGGUGGAGAGUUCACCAGAGACUGCCAAAACCACAUGCACUCCGCCUUCAGCAGGACCAAAGACCAAUGCGAACGCAAGUGAGGAAAAAGUAAAAAGACGUUCUUUAAAGGGCUCAGAGGAGCAACGCCGGCAACAGCAGGAGCAGCGCAUGGAGCGAAAUCGGCUGCGACAGGAGGCCCAGGCAGCCAAAGAGAAAAAGAGGGAGGAGGCACGCAGGCUGAAGGAGGAGCGUGAGAGAGAGAGAAAAGAGAAAAAGGAGAGAGAUGAGAAGGAAAAGAGAGAGAAAAAAGAGAGGGAGGAGAGAGAAAAGGCUGAGAAGCAGCGGGCAAAGGAGGAGCAGCGCAAAGUAAAGCAGGAAGCAAAACUUGAAGAAAAGAGGAAAAAAGAAGAGGAAAAACGGUUGAAAGAAGAGAAAGAUCGAAUAAAAGCAGAGAAAGCAGAGAUCACCCGGUUUCUACAGAAGCCCAAAACCCAGCAGGCCCCAAAGACACUGGCAGCUGCCUGUGGGAAAUUCGCUCCCUUUGAGAUCAAGGAGCACAUGUGUUUGGCGCCACUGAACCGCGUGGUCUGCGAGGAAGAGGUUCUCGAUUCAUUGGACCGGUACCUGGCUCAACCAGAUGUCACCCUGGACGGCCUGAGGGAUUUGCGGAGGCACAAGCCCCGCAGAUCGGGCCGAACCAAUCUGUGGCACUCUGAGCCUUUCAGUGUCGUUUUGAUAGAAGGCCCAAAGCCAGAUGGUGUACCAGAUCGGCAGCACUGUGGUCGCAUGAAACUCCUGCAGUUCCAUGAGAAUUAUCGGCCAGCCUACUGGGGUACAUGGAGUAAAAAGAGUUUGGUCGUCUCUCCUCGCUGUCCAUUUCGACAGGACAAAGAACUGCUGGACUAUGAGGUUGACAGUGAUGAAGAAUGGGAGGAGGAAGAGCCAGGGGAAUCCCUCUCUCACAGUGAAGGGGAUGAGGAGGAGGAGGGUGGUGAAGAUGACGACGACGACGAUGGAUUUUUCGUACCACAUGGUUAUCUGUCAGAUGGCGAGGGAGCACUGGAAGAAGAGUUUCUGCCUCUCCAGGAGGGUGGUGAUCCAGAGAAGCAGAAAGUGCGGCAGAAACUGAAGGCUCGAGAGUGGGACGAGCUGAUGUCCAAGAAAAAGUUCAAAGUGCUAGAGGCGGUGGUGACGGGCUGCACUUGGGAGAGUGAGGGGCUGGAGGCCGAUCUGCUGCAGCCCUAUGCCGUCUGCCUGCUGGAGCCACUGCCCAAAGAGGAGCCCAGCACCCCGGAGGGGCCUUCGCGGGAAGUUCUGGAUAAGCAGAUGCUCAGUGCCCUCCUCCCCCUGCUGCACGGCAACGUGAACAGCAGUAAGGUGAUCAUCACGGAGUUCCAGGAGUUCUGCCGUCAGCAGCUUCCAUCACCAACCAACAGUCCUCAAAGCGAUAAUGUCCCAAAAAGAAUUCGUCUGAAGAAGCUCAUCAAGGAGUCUGCCGUUUAUGAGAAGCGGGCCAACUACCGCCGUUGCUGCUGGUACGUGCAUGCUGAGGUGCUUGCACGCUUUGACCAGGAGGCCUUGCCCAUUCCCUGCCAGUGGACCUACGUUACCCCAGGGGCUCACAGUACGCGUGAAGAAGGUCCAGGGGUCAGUGGUGCCCCGAACACCUCUCCGACCACCCCUCAGUCUGCCUCCAACACCCCUUCCAACAAAAGAAAGAGUGCAGGCAGCAUGUCUAUCACCAAGUUCAUGAAGAAGUGUGCCAAUACGGAGCAGGGUGAAGCCAUGGAGACUGAUGGAUUCCAGGCAGACACUGAGGAUGAUGAGGAUGAGACGGACUGCAUCAUCAUCGGCAUGGAUCCUGGAUCUACAAAAGAACUCAUGGAGGUAGCGACCUCUGAACCCGCUGCUAGCGCUUUGUCCUGUCAGGCCCCCACCCCUGCCACAGCAUGAGGGUUUUACCCUAAAAAAUGUUUUGGUCAGAUCUGGGGCUACAGUCAAGGAGGCACACAUGCCAUCUACUCCAGUAUUACUCAGCUGAAAUAAUAAUAAUAAUGAUGAUAAAAUGCCCACAGCCAAACUGCCACAUUUAUACCCGAAAUGAGAACAUCUGCCCCUGACUGCCAGUGCCGGAGCAUUGGCAAGGCUGUCAGACCCCACGUGUGAAGUGGUGUGAGACCUGCUCGCUUUCAGCAGGAUGGACUGAGGGAGGCGUCCCUGACGGGAGUCUUGGUGUCUGGGUCUCCAUGCCCAGAGGAUUAGCUGCCAGCAGAUUUGCUGGUCCAGCUUUUUUAUAUAUAAAUAUAUAUAUAUAUAUAAGAAUUUGUUUUAUGUCGUUUUGUACACAGAUGUUUCCAAAAUACUUGAACUGGUUUACGUCAUUAAAAAAAAUUGAGUAAAUGUAUCUCA